AGCAUUUGAAGGAAGCAAACACACAACCAUCAUUCUUCCAUUACAAUUCACAAAGUGUAUUAACCAAAGAAAACUCUCACUCCACAAAUAGAUGAUAGUGACACCCUCUUAGCCAUGGUUCUAGGUGCCAGUAUGGUGUUUCCUGAAGUUCUUAAUGCUGCUAUUGAACUCAACCUUUUUGAAAUCAUUGCUAAAGAAAGCAUUGAUGGAUUCAUGUCAACCUUCAAAAUUGCUACGAAGUUACCGGCUCAACACUCUGACUUGCCAAAUGGGCGCGAAAGUAUGUUGCGCAUGCUUGCUAGCUACAAUCUUCUUUCUGUUUCCACUCGCGCCAAUGACGAUGGUAGCACUAUGAGAGUUUAUGGAAUCACAUCUUCUGGAAAAUACUUUGUUGAUGAUGAAAAUGAUGGUGGUUAUUUGGGCUCUUUCACAUCAUUUAUGUGCCAUGCGCUUUGUUAGGGGUGUGGUAAACGUUUCUAUUUUGCUUUAGAGCCGUCUUAAAUUUUUGAGAAUUCAGAAAAAAAAACUAAUUUAGUCAUAUUCAACCGUGACAAAACAUAAAAACCCUAAUUUACUACGGUUUAACUGUCGCAAAUUUAAUGCCCCAUGUCCUAACUCACCUUACACUUUAAUAACCGAUUUUCCGAUACUUAAAAAUAUACUUAUAUACAUAUUGGUAAUGUAGGUUGAAUUUUAAGGAAGCGGUACUUGAUCCAGAGAUUGAUCAACAAAUAAACAAACUAUUCAACAAAUCAAUGACUGAUACAUGCAAUGUUCACAUUAAAAUUUAAAAGAGUGCUUGACAUAUGCAAAGGAUUUGAAGGAGUAUCAACUUUGGUUGAUGUUGGAGGUGGCAAUGGACAAAGUCUCAAAUUGAUUAUAGAAAAAUAUCCAUAUGUAAAGUCACACAUUGAAUUUUAGAGUAUGAACUUUCUUGUGUUCCUCUAAUUUGUGUCUUAGUUUUGAAAGUGGCACCUCUUGCAAUUGAGAACUUGUUCCAUUGCAUAAUUCCAAAAUAAGGCCAUUUCUUUUUCUUUCACAGUUGAUUUUUCCUUUGUUUUCAUGUAUUGUGUUUUUCAGUU
Vicia villosa (hairy vetch) is the source of this 1082-nucleotide messenger RNA. RefSeq names its product isoliquiritigenin 2'-O-methyltransferase-like. The transcript has a single exon. Gene Ontology annotation, molecular function: S-adenosylmethionine-dependent methyltransferase activity; O-methyltransferase activity; protein dimerization activity. NCBI's taxonomy places the organism in Eukaryota, Viridiplantae, Streptophyta, Magnoliopsida, Fabales, Fabaceae. The coding region runs from base 115 to 459 and encodes 114 amino acids. The record is from RefSeq and is a predicted model, not a curated record. Gene Ontology annotation, biological process: methylation.